Molecule: messenger RNA, 2037 nt
Organism: Colletotrichum abscissum
Lineage: Eukaryota; Fungi; Ascomycota; Sordariomycetes; Glomerellales; Glomerellaceae
Product: zinc-responsiveness transcriptional activator
Exons: 3
Coding region: 1-2037 (678 amino acids)
Biological process (GO): regulation of transcription by RNA polymerase II
Cellular component (GO): nucleus
Molecular function (GO): RNA polymerase II cis-regulatory region sequence-specific DNA binding; DNA-binding transcription factor activity, RNA polymerase II-specific
Source: RefSeq, a predicted model, not a curated record
AUGGACGGCCAGCACGACGGCUUACCGUCCUUCGGUGGCCACGCCUCCGGCUUCUUUCUCGACCCGUUGGACGUGGAACAUCUUAACGACCAUUUCACCGGUGGCGUCACUUUGCCAGUAUCGCACGAUGAGUCCUGUAUGGAUUUGAACUUCGACCAUAUUGCCUGCAGAGGCCCGGAUAGCAACAACCAACACCACCCUGUACCCAACCACAACCACCCUCUCACCCUGAACACCAUGCCGAUGCAUGCCCGAAGACACCACAGCCUAUCCACGAUGCCUACACUACCCAACUACUUCGAUCCCCGAGGCCAAAUGCCCUUGGGCUUCGGCUCGAAUGCCAUCAUGUCACCAACGGGGGCCAUAGGCUUUGGCGUCUCGACCCCCAACUCGAGCCCUCAGCUCGAGGAUGAUAGUACCUCCGCGGCUUGCAGCAGCUUGGACUGCAAUCGAUGUGUUAGCGAGUGUGGCGCUAGUGAAGCUGGCGAUGUUUGCACCGAUGCAGAGUGCGCUCAAGCUUGCGACGAUGACGACUGCGACGAAGCUGCUGCGCUUUGUACAGACGCCGAGUGUCCAGCCAACGACAUCAUCUCUGAUAAGGACAAAGCUGCUGCCGAUGUGCUGGCGUCUAUUGGGGACGCUUUCAGCCAGGAUGGCAUGCUACCUCCGUCGAUGUCUUCGAUGCCGUCGAUGCCUGCUCAAUAUUACGCAACCCAAAGCUCCUAUCAAAAUGGAGGAAUCCAAGCAGCAACUCCAAGUCAUUUCCACGCCGGCGGGAUGACCAUGUCGAUGGCUCAUUCAAUGAAUAUGGGCAACUCUUUUCAGAGUAAUCCCGACCUCUUUCACACUGCCCUCGAGUCUGUAAUCGACUUUCAGGAUCCUAGCAUGCCUGAGCCCAUAGGAUGGAUGGCACUUGGCUUGCACCUUAACGAUCAUGCACACGCUCAGACAACCUGUAUACGGCCUUGUAUGACAGAGAACCGGAAUUUGCCGACCAGGUGCCCGCUUCCUCACCAAGCGCAUGCUCAUCAAGGUGAACUUGAUUUCUCCUUUUGCAUUCCCGACCCAAGCUCAGGGUUUGUACCUUGCGGCGCUGAGCUCAACGGCGUCGAGGAUUGGGCUAGCCAUUUCCAAGAACAACAUGUUAUUGCGCCAGAAGGAGAGCAUACCAACUAUUCCCAUGCAUCGCAACACUCUUACCCAAACCUGAUGGCGCCGAAUCGUCAGUCUGAUUACCUUCCAGGAGGUCUUCCUGACCCGGCCCAUGCUGCCCAAGGUAAGGAGCCCAGCACAUCUCCUCUAUCAGGGCUCCAGGCGUCUUCGUCCCCACGACCGUCUCCGGCCACUGCACAAACCCAGCCCAGCCCUGAUAAGCCCGGGGCUGAAGUGUUCAUUUGCCAAUGGGUAAUCGCCGGUCAGAUUUGCGGUAUGAGCUACUCGAACGAUGACGCUCUGCAGAUGCAUUGCAAGGAGAGACACAUUGUCAACCUUGGAAAGACAGAUGCAGGAUACAAAUGCUGCUGGGAGGGAUGUGCGCGUGAAGGGCAUUUCACGCAAAAGAGCAAGCUUGAACGUCACCUGCAGACACACACCGGCUUCAAACCGGUCAGGUGCACUAUAUGCGAUACCCCGUUGUCUGCCAAGCAGUCUCUUGCGCAGCACAUGAGGAUUCAUACUGGAGAAAAGCCCUGGACCUGCAAGUUUCCCGAUUGCAAAGCAUCCUUCAAGCAGCAGAGUGCAUUGACAAUGCACCAGCGAACCCACACAGGCGAAAAGCCACUCAAGUGCGAGGUUUGCGGCAAGGCGUUUGGCGAAUCGUCCAAUUUGUCGAAACACAGAAAGACGCAUAACGUGAAGGGUGCUUUCAAGUGUGAUUUCUGUGACAAGGACUUUCAUAGACUGGACCAGAAACGCAGACAUGAGAAGAUUCACCGUAAGGUCGCGGAUGCGCUUAAGGCUGAUAAUUCUACUCCGUCUAUCAAGAAGACACAGGGCGGUCGAGUUACAAAGACAGCAGAUCGAAGAAACAGUAAGUGA